AUGAGUAUAGGAGAAGAAAGCAGUUCUUCAGAAGAUGAGUUUCAUAAAAUUAAUAAGUAGCUCGCAGGUCUAUUUAAAGCAUAAGUCAAGUUACCAUUACAUUUGGCUUGUAAGCAGAACUUGAAAAAGGUAAAGUGCAAAAUUGAUGCAACUAGAAACGAGCCGACCAAAAAAUAAAGACAAAAGACCAAAAAUUAAGAAACUGAUGAUAAUCAUUAAUCUGAUAGUGGGUCAGACUAUGAGUUACCUAGAGAGUAAAGACAUGUCAUCCCAUAACUCAAAGAUAAUGAGUAUCUUAGAAUGUUUUAAGGUAAAAACCCAAUGCAUGACUGUGACCGUGAAAAAGCAUCAUCAAUUAUUUCAAAUUUAAUACUUCCUACUAAAUAAUAGUUAUAAGCGAACCCCUACCUAAAUAAAAGUAAACUUGAAGAACCUAAUUUUGAAUUAUCUGACGAUCAACUCAAGGAUAUGUCAUAAUUACCAGACUCAAUCAAUAAUCUAAAACUUUCAAAAUCAAAUGCCAAUAAAAAUAUAGAGUUUAAGAGUAGGAAUCUUAUAAUGGGCGCCUUAAACUUGAAAUAAAUAAAAAAUGGGGCUAGCUCAUCUAUAAAUAGGCUAAAAUCAUAAGUUCCUUAAGAAACCAUAAAUGACGAUUUAAAAGGUAUCUAUUGUGACUAAAAGAACAUGACAGCUUAUCCAACAUUAGAUAAAUAAUAGAAUAAAACUUAUAUGACAAGCAAAAAAGAUUAAUCUCAAUCAUAAUUGACGGAAGAGAUAAGACAAUUUUCAAAGCACAAGUUAUCGAGACAAUUUAUUCUAAAACUUAGAGAAUAUGAAAAAUUUAGAAAGUAAAACAAGCUUCACGAAUUUAACUUAAAUUCUUUGUAACUUAAGGAUAAGUUGUACAGAUACAAAAAUCAGAUGGAUGGUUUUUAGGGUAAUGAGGACAAUGCUAAGGAAGAAAAUUCUUUUAAAAAAUUGAAGUGCUCAGAUAAACUUCUGAGAUUCUAAUAAGAUAUACCUGUGUAUCUUAAGGACAAAGCGAGAAAUAAGUUUUGUAUAUAAGAGCGUGACAUAUCACCUAUUUUUCAUUAAAAGGAAGAGACUCCAGAGAUGGAUGUAGGAAAGCUAUUUCACAUUGGCGAAUAUCUAAAAGAAAGCAAGUCCAGUUAUCAAAAAAAUUACAAUUUCAAUGGAUACGAUUCUUUAGGAGCAAAGAAAGGUUUUAACCACAUAAAAUCCUAAAAAACUUUUUCUACAAAAGAUAGUGAUUCAGAAUAUUGUAUGUUCAAUCUUCCAACAAUCAAUGAUAAAGGAGAAAAAUCCACUAAAGCUUAGGAGACUUCUUAAAACUUCAAACAAUCAGAGUCUACUCUAAGAUUAAAUAAAAUUCUAAAAAAAAGUAAAAGGCUAAUUGAUGUUGAUGGUAAGAACAAUAUCUCACAGAUGCUUCAAUCUUUAGAGGAUCUACAAGAUAAAUAAGAUUAAAUAGCUAUUGAUAUUGAAGAAGACCUAUUCAAGACCCCUAAUAAGUUGUAAUCUUAGAAAAAUAGAUUAAAUUAAACUAUUAUCAUGCAACCAACUUAAGGUAGAGAUUAAAGUAUAAAUGAUGAUGAUUACAGAGCAUAGUUUAAAAGGAAGCAAGAGAUCUGGGUAAUUAACUCUAUGAAGAGUAUAGAAUCUAAGUAUCAAUAGAUAAAUUACAGAGCUAUUUAACUAGAUUCUCUUAAGAAACAUAAUUAAAUUAGACCAAUACAGAUUAGCAAACUCAAAUCUAACAAAAUAUGA
Molecule: messenger RNA, 1788 nt
Organism: Stylonychia lemnae
Lineage: Eukaryota; Ciliophora; Spirotrichea; Sporadotrichida; Oxytrichidae
Source: the annotation of a GenBank genome assembly